AUGAAUAAAUACACUUUAAGAUUUAAUAAUCAAAAUCUUGAGCAAUAGUAUUUUGCUGAUCAAUUUAAUGAACUCUUUAAGUUUUACACUUGGGCCUGCAUCAUAGGAACUAUAAGUGCAAUAGGUGUUUUUUGUAUGGAGUUUUUUUAGCCUUUUGGAUUUGGACUAUUGAAAUAUGGAUUGGGAUUGAUACCAAUUAGCUUUUAUAUAAGCCAUAAAAUUGUAAGAAAGUACCCUGACCUUUUUAAUAUAAUUCUGGCUUGUACAAAUUUUUUACUUGGAGUGAUGAUUUAUUUUUUAUUGUUUGUCUUUGCCAAUUCUAAUGUUCUCUUUUUAGCUGGGUAAACGGUAGCAAUGGUUUAAUAUAGUUUAUUACUUGGAUCCAAUAUUAUUGCCAAUUUUGGAAUAUUAUUGCUUAAUUAAAUUGGAUUAAUGAUUAUGUGCACGUAUGUUUAAGAAUUUUUUAAUUCAAUACAAAUAAUGUUUAUUUUAGCUUUGUUGUUAGUCCUAAAAUCACUUUGGAUAUAAGAAAAAACUAAAAGAAUGUUUUUUCUACUAAAAACUGAAGAUACUUAAUUGUAAUAGUCUUUAGAUAAUGUAUUUAAAUUUAAAAUUGUUUAAUGUUCAUUUAAUGAAUAAAUAAAUGCAUUUUAGCUUUUACAUGUAAAUAAAUAAGCUACUAAAUUAAUUAAAAAUUAAGAAGAUUUUACAUAUUUUAUAAGAAAUUAUAAAGUAGUCUCCUUUUAACAUUAAAACACUUUGAAUGAAGAAUCUGAUUAAACUCUAAGUGCUUUAGCUUAAUUGAAAUAAACCUUAGAAUAGGUGUUAUUUAAAUUAAUUAAGGAUAAGGUGAGUGAAAGAUCAGCUGAGAUCUCUUCUGAUAAAUUUAAAUAAAUCUAUAAAGUAUCUUUGUAAAAUUGUUUAAACAAUGGUAAUCCAAGAUUAAUUAUUUUACUUCAGGAAGAUACUUAAUGUAAGAAAAUGAUAUAAUUGAAAAAGAAAAAUAGUAGAUACAAAUUUUUGAAUCAUCAUUUAUCUAAUUGUUUUGAUUAUUCUCGUUUAUCAUUAGGGUAUUUGAAAUCAUUAUUAAAUUAAUAAUCGUUAAUAAAUAAGAAUCAAUAAUUAAUUUUAAAAAAGUCUAUAUAAUUUCUUUAUAAAACUAUAUUUGGAUAUUAUAAUAUGAAAUUAUUUAUUGGUACUACAAAAUUUGGAGAAAUGAAGUAAUUUCAUUUUUCAUUACUGUUCAGUGAUAUUUAAUCUAUGUGGGGUAUAUAUGAUCCAAAAUAGGAAAUAGAAAUAUAUUUUAAGGAAAGUUAAACUUAAUGUUACACUAAUUAUGCAAUGAUACUUUAAUUAAUUUUAAAUGUAAUUGUGAUAAAUAUCAGUUAAUUAGAUUGUUAGAAAAUCUUUAUUAAUGUAAUUAUUAAUUUAGUAUUUCGUUAGGCAAUUUAAAAAUAAGUUGAAGGAAUUUAAGUUAUUAGUUGUUUGAUUACAUUUAAGACAGAAUUCAAUUAAUUCAGACAAUAUUAGACAAGAGAAUAAAGAUAUUUGAAUAUUAUUCUUGAAAAAGUGAAUAAGAAGAUAUUAUAGGAAAUAUGUUUAACUUAAGUAAUGUGUAAAAUAAACAAUAAAAAUGAUCGAAUAAUUGAGUUUAAUGUAAUAUAAAAUUUGAAUGAAUUUAAAUUGAACCUUGAACAUACUUAUUAAUUAAAUACUAUUAUGAAUAUUUGA
Messenger RNA from Paramecium primaurelia, 1731 nucleotides. NCBI's taxonomy places the organism in Eukaryota, Ciliophora, Oligohymenophorea, Peniculida, Parameciidae. The record is from the annotation of a GenBank genome assembly.